Messenger RNA from Prorocentrum cordatum, 2848 nucleotides. Lineage: Eukaryota; Dinophyceae; Prorocentrales; Prorocentraceae. The record is from the annotation of a GenBank genome assembly.
AUGACGCUGAUGGCUGCCCUGUGCGCCCCCGCUCUCGACGCAGAGGAGGAGGAACUGAGCCUCACAGUGUUCCGCCACGAGUACAGGCGCGUGCGCCGAGCCUUCGCCGACCUGCUCUCGAAGCAGUACAGGCGGGGGCCAGGCGCUACGACGCACGACUGGCGCGGCGCGGGCUACGGCGCGCCUCCGGGCUGGGGCUACGGCGCGCCCCCAGGCGUGCCCCCCCCGCGGCCGGGCGUCCCGCCGCGCCCCGGCGAGUACGGGUGGCAGCUGCCCCCGCCGCGGCCGGACGACAUCAGCCGCUUCGGGGGCGCGCCGCCCCCGGCCUGGGGCGCGCCGCCGCCGUCCCCCUACGGGCCCUACGGCCCGCGGCCGGGGGAGCCCCCAGGCCCCCUGGCCCAGUGGACGCUCCAGCCGCCCGGCUGGGGCGCGCCCCCGCCGGGCGCCCACGUGCCUCAGCAGGCGCCGCCAGGGCAGGCCGAGAAAGGGGCAGGCCCUGGGGCCAGCGCCGACAAGAGGCCCCGGGCCGAGGCCGGAGGCCCCGCGGCCGGCAGCGCGGCCGCCGCCGAGGCCGAGGAGGCCGAGGAGGAGCUGCCGCCGCCGCCGACGCCGGCGCAGCGGCUGGGCAAGGUGCGCAUCGUGCGCACCGCGCUCGGCGAGAAGACGCUCUCGCGGCUGAAGGCCGUGGGCAUCUCGGUGGACGUCCCGGGGGCCAGCAGGCCCGCCCCGAGCGAGGCGCUGGACGGCGGCGACGCCGCGGAGGUGGCCUCGGUGGUGGCCGCCGCCGUCGGCGCCCAGUGCGCGCGGCUGGGCCUGGACAGCGCGGGCGUCGGCGGCGGCGCCGCCACCGCCGGUGCGGCGCUGAGCGCGGCCGGGCGCGCGCGGCUGCCACAGCCCGUGCCGGGGCCCCCGCGGCUGCCCCCGUGCACCGCGGGCAUCUCGCAGGCAGGCCUCUGGGAGCUGUUCCGGGAGCAGUGCGGCUCGCCAGUGCCCGCCGACACCCCGCCGAUGUUGUGCGAGCUCCGCACCUCCCGCGUGGGUGGGCAUGUCGUCGUGCCGGUGCUGGCGGUGAGCGAGGUGUUCGGCGCAGGCGACGUCAUUUUGGUUGCCGCCGCCCAGAGAUUUUCCAUCGAAGGGCGCUCCCGGUCCUGCAGGUGCAGGGGCCCCGCACUUGUAGCGCUCGGGCUGCUGUUGCUGGCGCUGGCCAUCCAGACGACGCUGCCCGCGACACUGCUGCGUCGAAUGCGCAUGUCCGCAGGGCAGGUUGCGGAGGAGAUGAAGCUCGCGGGCAGACAGUAUUGUUGCUUGGCCGCGAUGGACGCCGGCGACGCAUGCGGCUCUUGCUGGGACGGGGCGGGGUCGGCGGAUUCUUCGUGGUGCGGCGAAUCCGCAGAGAAUUGCCAGGGCUGUGGCCAGACCGCCUUCUGGUGCCCCGCACAGACGCCAGAGCCUACCCCAGCGCCUACCCCUGACCCGGCUGAAGGCUUGGCUUCUGGGGAGCUAGUCGACUUCGCAAGUAGACCAGACGCUUCUUUCUAUUGCAUCUCGCUCAUAAGGCCGGAGUCGAAGGAGGCGAAGCUCACAAGAGCGCAGCUUGACCAGGAGGUCGGCAUGUUCAGUUGCAACGCCUACACUGUAUUCAGCAACACUGAAUUUGUCUUGCGGGAAGACCCACAUGUCGCGACUGAGGCGAUCCCUGGGUCUCUAGAGGUGCAGCGAGGAGGCAUCUGGUUUACGGCGCUCAACACCGACGUCUUCGUGAGGUUGUGGACGAAAGUCUUUGACGACGGCCGCUUUUCCAGUUACGAAUGGACCAUCAAGCUGGAUGCCGACACGGUGUUCUUCGCCGACCGAAUGCGGGCGCGCUUGCGGGUUGGAUCUCCGUAUCCUCGAAUAUCGUAUUUCAACAAUUGUAAGAUUGAUGAUAUGCACGGCCCUCUGGAAGUGCUGUCUCGAGGAGCAAUGACUGCAUUCCAGAGUGGAAUCCAGCGCUGUCGUGAUUCGGGCGUGACGGACGAGGAGUUGUGGGGCGAGGACGUCUUCGUGAGGCAGUGCUUGGAUUUCUUGGGCGUUGUCAAGGUGAACGACUGGGAGCUGCUCAGCGAGACGGCAUGCGACGAGGACCUUUCAAAGGGCUGCAUAUCUGGGAAGGUGGCUUUCCACCCGUUCAAAGACGUCGACAGCUACUUCAAGUGCGUGGAUGAGGCGAAAGGGCUCGAGACAAGUUCGACAACGCAGACUGCGACGCUGCUCGAGGGCACGACCACCGGCGGCCGUCCCCCAACGGAGGUACGCUGGCUGGUCGACGACUCGGAGCUGAACGCGGCCACCCUGGGCCUGGCAUACAGGCGCACGCCCCAGGAAAACGACAGGAUUGAGGGCGAGUGGGCCAACUGGGGAGACAUCGUCAGCGGUGUGCUCACAGAGGAAGGGGAGUGGGUGCGCGUCGGCGAGCGCUUCCUGCCCGUGCGGCUCGACGGGGCUAGCGUGCUGCUGCCCCAGACGCUCUGGGAGGCCGACAACAGCCGACUGCAGGACGUCUCGGCGGGCCUGGCCUUCCGCAGCAGCCCGAGCCUGGACGACAAGGCCAAGGGCGAGACGGUCCUGUGGGGCGACCUUGUGGAGGGCAGCCCCACCCCAGACGGCGCGUGGCUGCAGGCGCGCGGCAAGUACCUGCCCAUGCGCCUCGGCGGCGUCCCGGUGCUCCGACGGCGGGAGGGCUACGGCGAGGCCGAGGAGGACCUCUCCAGCAGGGAGGCCACCGGCGCUCCCGGGGACCACCCGCCGGGCGUCCUCCGGGGCACGGCGCGCUCGGUGGCCGCAUAGUGUAGGCGGCUGUGGCGCCCCC